GAAGGUAGGCAGCGAGGGGAGAGUGGAGGGCAGCGGGUGUGAAACGCCAGGGAAACAGCCAGAAAGAUACACAAUCAGACAGGGAAACCGAGAGAGAGAGAGAGAGAGAGAGAGAGAGAGAGAGAGAGAGAGAGAGAGAGAGAGAGAGAGAGAGGAUGGCGAACGUAACGUACGACCUGCAAUGGAGGGGGUCGAUAAACGAGCUAAUUGACCAGUUGGAGACUGAGCGGCUUCUGGAUGUGAGUUCAGAUGGUAAGAGCUGGACAGAUAUUGCAUACGUUUACAUCAGAUAUAUCCAGAUUUAUAGGCAGCUGGAGGAAGCGUACGACCAGGUCGUGCACCCACAGAAGCGAGUUGACCUUAGAUUUACUCUCGAGGCGUGUAUCGGACGGCUACUAGAGAUUAAGUACUGGCUUGUCAAACUCAACCAUUUGCACGAGGCAGUGAGCCUCGACGACAUUCUCCUGGACUUGAAGCUUAGUCCUGAUGUUCUGGAGAUCCCUGUCCCUCAGUUUUAUACUAUCGACAGACGGGAGGACUUGGAGAGGCGAAAUAACUUCCUCCAUGCGCUAAUGGAGAAGUACAACAAGACUCCUCCAGCCUCAGGCCCUCCUCCCCCCCUCAGACUUCCUCCGUUGGCCAUAGACGAAGCCGUGCUAAUGAUCCAGUCACAGGAACGAGGCCGUCAGCUGCGCACUAAGGUCAAAGAGAUUCGAUUGGUUAAGCGACUGCAGGAGGAAGAGCUUCGACACCAGCGACAAGGCGGCGAGCUGCUGAGUCCGGAUGAUGCGGCAACAAAAAUCCAGUCGAUCGUUCGCGGGUUUCUGGACCGCAGACGAAUGAAGAGGAUAGCGCACAACGAGCUGCUGUUCAUCGGGAUGAGACCGCCCCCGCGCGAUCCCAACGAAGACCCUUUGCUGGUGGAGGCGCAGAACAAAGCGAGGAGGAAAGAUGUGCAGGCGCGAAACAAGGAGGAGUACGACAAUGCACUUGCGCCGAUCAAGAAGAAGGUGAAAGAGUCCGAGGGACUAGAUAUGCGGGAGUUUGUGCAGGACAAGAUCAAUCGCUGGUUCAUCGAGAACCGAGACCCGAAGACGGGCGACUACCCGGACAUUCCUGAUGAGGCGGAUGCGGGAUCGAAAUACAUCAUGAACCCUCUGCCGAAGCUGGUGGUGAUACCGGAGCCAGAAGAGAAAAAGAAGAAGGACCCUAGAGCAGAGAAGAUCGCGGCAAAUCGAGCAGCGGCAAAGAAAGCCAAAGAGAAAGCUAGGAAGGCGGAGGCAAAGCAAGGAAAGGGUAGGCGAGAAGAAGUGGUGAAGCCUCCCGAGGAGACUUGCCCGAUCUAUUUCCGGGACCACAUCCGGAAAGCAAUUAACACUUAUUGCACCCGAUGGCAGGACAAGGAUGAGACCUCUAACUUCCACCAGAAGCACGACGUGGAGCUGGUGAAGGACGCGAUUCGACCAUCCAUCUUUGAGGAGUUGAGAAAGGAGGUGGACAUCGAAAUGAGGACUCUCCUGGAGAACCUCAAGGAGAUGGUGAUAGCCGAGAGGGCAGCUCGGCUGGGCAAGCAAGGCCGAAAGGGUAGGCGUGGGAAGAAAGGCGGCAAGAAGAAGAAGAAGAAGAGCGGCAACAUGGCGCUCCUGAUGAUGCAAUUCCUUGGCAUAGGCCCUGCUAAAGGCAAGGGCAAGGGUAGGAAGCCGAGGGACCCGACUGCUGAUCGCAGUUUAGAAUCGCUCUACGCCGAGCUCGUUGGCAACGGCAUCAUCCAACCAUGCCCUCCGCGAAAGUUCUCCGAGUACGUCGGAGGGUACAACUUCUUGGGCUCGACGUUGGAGAAAGCCAAGAUCACUCCUGACCCGUCCAUCGCCCAGAUACGUCAGCUGAUGAUCGAGUACUGCGUCUUGUCUCUCGGUUCCCAGUUCCUCAACGAGAAAGCUCCGCCCAUCAAGACGCUGCUUCUCUUCGGAAGUCGGAGGGUGGGGAAGACUUUGCUUGUUCAUGCCGCGGCGCAUGCCGCUGGCGCCAAUCUCUUCAACCUCACUCCGAGCAACACCGACGGUCUCUAUCCCGGCAAGCAGGUUAACUUGAUGAUGCAUAUGGUUUUUAAAGUGGCGAAGGUGAUGGCGCCAUCGAUCAUCUACAUCGACGAGGUGGAGAAGGUCUUCGUCACGGAGAAGAGGAAGGCAAGGGAAAUGGCGGGAACAGAGUUGUCUAACCGAAUACGGAAGGAGCUGCUAAAAGCCGUAAAGAACCUCGUCCCGGGGGAUCGAAUUCUAAUUAUAGGAUGCACGUACCGGCCCAUGGAUUGCACCACUAAGAACGAUUCCAAGAACUUUGUCAAUUUUUUCAACAAACACAUCUUCGUCCCUCUCCCGGAUUACGCAAGCCUCCGACUCCUGUGGCCUGCCCUCAUCAGUAGACACGGCGGCUCACUUACCCAUGAGUUUGAUCUGUCCACGCUCUGCCAUCUAUCGCAAGGUUACACCCAAGGUGACAUAGAGCAAGUUAUCGGGACCGUCCUCACCAAACGACGACUGAUGAAGCUACCUACCAAUCCACUCACCGUAGAAGAAAUCACCGAUGUGUUGUUCAAGCUUAGGCCAGUAGAUAAGGAGUCGGACCUUGUCAUUAGGGAUUGGUCAUUGACCCUGCCUGAGAACAAGAAGAAAGAAGAAGUGAUGAAAGAAAAGGCCAAGGACGAGAAGGGAAGACAGAGCAGAGCAACAAAUAGAAGCAAGAGUGCCAAAUAGUUGCAUUCUGAAAUUCAAAAUGUCUGUGCUGAAAGCUUGUGCCGCAGCAGGAGUCC
Chara braunii is the source of this 2809-nucleotide messenger RNA. NCBI's taxonomy places the organism in Eukaryota, Viridiplantae, Streptophyta, Charophyceae, Charales, Characeae. The record is from the annotation of a GenBank genome assembly.